GUUCAUUUAACUGUNCAUUUGGUAGAGGAAGCAAAGCUUGGAGGUCUAGUUCAUUAUCGAUAUAUGUAUCCUAUAGAGAGGUAAUUGCUAACUACUUUUAGUUCAAGGUAUGAUAUUAUAUGUAUCCAAUUUAUUUAAUGUAAUUAUUUAUCAUUAUAAUAGGGAAUUAGGUCAUUUAAAGACCUUUGUACGAAACAAGGCACAACCAGAAGGUUCUAUAGCUGAGGGAUACUUAGCUAAAGAGUCUCUUACAUUUUGUUCUAGAUACAUUGAAGAUAUAGAGACAAGGUUCAAUAGACAACGACGUGUUUGUGAUAACCCAGAUGAUAAUGAGUGUUUUGUUUCAUCUAUAUUCCCACUAGGUGGGAAGGUGGUAGGAGGUUCCUCAAUGUUUACUUUAACUCAUAUGCAAAAGCUACAAGCCCAUCGAUACGUGCUUUUAAAUUGUGCGAUAGUCACACCGUUUGUUGAUGAAUUUAGAGAUCUAAUAAAAAGAAGAUCAAGAGGAAGGCGACCUUCAACUACUGAGAUAGAAACUAGAGUGUUUAAAGAGUUUGUUGAUUGGUUUCAAAGGCGGAUUAUGAAUCCAGAAACAAUAAAUUCAAUGUCUACUGAUUUGAAGUUUCUAGCACGAGGUCCAUUGGAUAAUGCUAGAAGAUUUACUGCUUACAACAUCAAUGGGUUCAAAUUUCGAACAUUGACUCGUGAUGAGGGAUUGAGAACACAAAAUAGUGGUGUCUUUUUAACAUCUAAUACAGCUUCUGUUUCAAGUACUGUUGAUAGGAACUUAAGGCAAGCAGACUUAUCCUAUUAUGGAAAGUUGGAGGAUAUUAUUGAGCUUAAUUAUUAUGGUCGAUUCAAAGUUGUUCUUUUCAAGUGUAAGUGGGUAGAUACUACACGAGAUAGAGGAUAUAAAAAGGAUCAAUGGAAUUUUAAUUGUGUUAACUUUGAUAGACUUAUUCAUAUUGGAAACCGNGAAGAACAUGAACCUUAUAUUGAGGCAUCUCAAGCACAAAUGGUAUAUUAUGUUGAUGAUGUGGUUAAUGAAGGAUGGAGUGUUGCUGUGCAUNUAAAGCCAAGAGAUUUGUAUGAAAUGGGAGAAGAGGUACAAGAAGAGUUAUAUGAAAAAGAACCAUACCAAGAUCAAGAGUUGGANAAAUUUUAUAGUAAUGACAAUGAAUAUGUUCAAUUGGCUACAAACCAUUUAGACGAGGAUAUCAAUUAG
Molecule: messenger RNA, 1225 nt
Organism: Vigna radiata var. radiata (mung bean)
Lineage: Eukaryota; Viridiplantae; Streptophyta; Magnoliopsida; Fabales; Fabaceae
Exons: 3
Coding region: 110-1225 (371 amino acids)
Source: RefSeq, a predicted model, not a curated record